GAGCGGUUUAUUGAACAGAAGAACACAUCGAGCGGCUCCGUUUGAGCUUCACGGCUCAAUCGAGAUUAUUUACCCUCUAAUUAUUUCCGAUUUUGAGAGUAACAACAUGCUUUUUUGACCGAAGGUGACAAAUCCAGCUAAGAAAAGAAAUGGCUUGGUUCCACCAGGCUUUACAAGGCUCAGGCCAACCAGAUGCAUCCAUGAUGCUCCCUACAGUGGAAGAUCUGUCCCAUACACAGGUCUCUAAGCACACCAUUACACAGUUAGGAAUGUCUGAUGGACAAGGUUGGUCCACCCAUCCUCCAGUCUCCAUCACAGACUUUCCUCCUGCCUCGGGAGGCAUCGUCCCCCAACGUCUGGAAGCUCUGUCCUGCACGUCCCUCAACAUGGGCUCCAGAGAAAACUCCCUGCCGCUGACUUUCGUGACGCUUCAGGAGCAACGAUGUGUACUUGGUUGGUAUUUUGGAUGGAACGCUGUCCAGAAGCAACGAUUUCUGGAAGAUCUGAUCUCAAAGGCAGUGCCUGGAAAGGUGUCUAGUUUAUUAGACCAGCUCAACACACUACAGGUGAAUGAUCGCCCACCUAACAUUUUUGAAUGCCAGUUAAGACUGUGGACUCAGUGGUUUGAUUCAUGGAGUGAAGAGGAGAGAAAUGCCUUUUUGAACAGCUUAGAGGAAAAGGACCCAACCUUUGUUGCAUACUUCUAUAGCCGGGUUGCUGGAACAGCAGGCAGAGAUUGAGGUCUUCAUACA
Rhinichthys klamathensis goyatoka is the source of this 752-nucleotide messenger RNA. It is a transcript of the gene cunh14orf119, whose product is annotated as chromosome unknown C14orf119 homolog. The record is from RefSeq and is a predicted model, not a curated record. The transcript has 3 exons. Lineage: Eukaryota; Metazoa; Chordata; Actinopteri; Cypriniformes; Leuciscidae. Bases 150 to 740 code for a protein of 196 amino acids.